CCCGAACCUUGGGGAUCCUUUCCAUUUUUCAUUUUUCCCCACCCCCAACCAAACCAUCUCUCCACGACUUGCCAUCAUCCAACUGCCUGCAACCCGUUGCUCGAACUAGUAAGUUGAUCCCAGCACCUGCAGGAGACUCGGUCUCGAAUUGCCACGCUCCCCGGUUUUCCACCCUACAUACCUACUUCUUCGCCUUUCGCCUUGGCCGAGCUUGCAGUCGUCUCACUACCUACCUACCCUACCUACCUUAACUAAAGGUACCAAAACACCUUGUUAGCGACCGCGUCCACCACAUUACCAGACACACUAUCUGCGUAGAAGAAAAGGUCCCCCGAUCUUCCCUCCCCCUCCCUGCUCACAUUCCAUUCUUUUUAAAGACGUCUGGUCUGGCACUUCCAUCGAGCCUUCAACGUCUUUGUUUGAUCCUUCAUCUCUCAUACCUCUUCUAUCAAAGCCCACCUUGGACCUGCUAUUAAGGAUCCUUCAGGGUACCAUUGACGUGCCUUUGAAAGAACCUUCCAAGCAAACAAGACCACCUUAACACCUUCUCAAUAAUUGCAAACUCACAACACAUUAAUCUUUCGUAAUAAAACUUUUUAUCCAUUUUACCCACAGGGUCUAACAAAUCACUUGGAUCUAUCACUCAAACCAUCACCUUACAUACACUCCUAUACCACCUUACUCCCUUAACCUUCAUACAACACAAUGGCUGCUGCACGCUCCAUCAUGCGCCUGGCAGGCAUUUCCUACCGUGCUGCCGCCUUGGUGCCCAGGCCAGCAGCUCGCUUCGCUUCUGUUUCCAACAGAGCUUUCACCAACUCUACGCAACAACCCAAGAAGUCGGAGGUCAUUAAGGAGACCGAGGUGCCAGUGUCGGUUUACACACCCGACUCUAAGGGAGUUGCUUCUGGCAACUCGGACCACUUCAGCAUCCCCGUCAAGGGCAGCAGCAGGGCUGCUGUUGCUCAACCACCCACCCCGGAAGAGGAUGAGCCGGUUGUCCCCUUAUCCUCAAAGGUGUACUCGCAAAUGCCUGGCACCAUGCAAAAGAUGUCGGUCUACGGCAAGACCAUCAUCAUUACUGGAGGCGCACGAGGACUGGGCAACUACAUGGCUCGUGCCUGUGCCGAGGCUGGCGCCAAAGCCAUCAUAAUCUUCGAUGCCAACCAGGAGCUCGGAGACGAGUCCGCUGCUGAGCUUCAUAAGAAGACAGGUCUCCCCGUCACCUUCUUCAAGGUCGAUGUGCGUGACGGAGCAGCCAUCAACGCCGCCGUAGAUCGGGUCGUUGAGCUGUUUGGCGCCCCCGAUGUCUUGGUCAACUCGGCCGGUAUUGCCGACUCGAACAUCAAGGCCGAGACCUACGAUCCCGCCAUGUUCCGUCGUCUGAUCGACAUUAACCUUACAGGCUCAUUCCUGAUGUCCCAGGCUGUCGGCCGCGCCAUGAUGGCAGCUGGCAAGCCUGGUUCCAUCGUCCUGGUGGCUUCCAUGUCGGGCAGCAUUGUUAACUACCCGCAGGAGCAGUCCUGCUACAACGCGUCCAAGGCUGGCGUCAUCCAGCUCGGCAGGUCUCUCGCCGCUGAGUGGGCCAAGUACGACAUCCGAGUCAACUGCAUCUCCCCUGGAUACAUGGAUACCGCUCUCAACAAGGUUCCCGCCCUCGAUGCUCAAAAGAAGAUCUGGAAGUCACUCACCCCUCAGCAGCGCUUGGGCAACGUCGACGACCUUAAUGGUCUCUGCGUCUUCCUCGCUUCCGACUCGAGCGGUUUUAUGACCGGCUCAAACGUCAUCAUUGAUGGUGGCUACACAUGCUACUAAGCACCGCGGGCCGGAUACCACCGUAUUUGAAAUUACAAACGCUAAUAAGUCUUCAGACAUUUUGUCGAGGCUGUUCCAAGGGAAUCGAACAUUUAUUCUCAAAAGGAUCGAUACCAGCACGGGACAAUUGCCAACGUUAUGAAAAGUUUUUUCCCUCCCCUGUUUUCUGCAGGCCAUAUCAACGGUGGUUGCAAGGCCACUGCAAAUUCCAUUACCGGCCUAUGAGAUGUUCUUAUUUUUCAAGUAACGAUAUAGAGGGGAACUGGCGCGAAUCGUUUUCAUUAUGUUUUUCACUUUUUCUUAUCUCUCAACCUGGGUAGCGAAAAGGGGUUUAAUAUUUUUGUUGGGGUUGUUUUCGAUUAGCUAGAACGGGACGCUGAUGCUAGGUUGGUCAACUGGCUGGCGGUAAAGGGAAACUUUUAAUAAAGACUACCUACUGUGGAACGCAUGCACUGUCCACAAGUAUUUUGCAUAAAGUCUUACUCUUGAGUUAGAAACACUAACCAGGUCGACAAAUUACUAGAUUAUUUUGCCCAAUCGUUCCUGUAAGUUACCCAACUCUCAAAACGACCCCCAUCAUUUCAUGCAACAUUAUGGAGAAGGGAUGUGGA
Molecule: messenger RNA, 2426 nt
Organism: Pyricularia grisea
Lineage: Eukaryota; Fungi; Ascomycota; Sordariomycetes; Magnaporthales; Pyriculariaceae
Exons: 2
Coding region: 706-1815 (369 amino acids)
Molecular function (GO): oxidoreductase activity, acting on the CH-OH group of donors, NAD or NADP as acceptor
Source: RefSeq, a predicted model, not a curated record